GGAAGCUAAAGUUAGCCUCACGUCGCGGACAGCCGAGCGCUAGCUUGCGUGUGUGAAAAUGUGCCAACUGAGCAUUCUGAGAACGUUGGUGACGCAGCGAUUAAAUGUGGCUGUCGAGGAGAUAUUUGAACUAGUUGAAAGGACGAUAGCGGACUACGAGGAGGAACUUUGUCAAGCAAAAGAAGAGAACGAGCGACAACGCGAACUACUGAACGCCGUUUGCGAGUCUCGAGUUGUUUCACGAUCAGAAGACAAGCGGCUGGUGGCGGUGAAGCGUGAAGAAGAAGAAGAGGAGGACGAGGUUCCCACGGAGAGGCAGGAGGAGCCAGCAGAGCCCCCCGACAUUAAGGAGGAAAAGGAGGACGUGUGGCGCGGUCAGGAUGGAGGUCGACUUCAAGAACUGGAGGCGAAUGAUGUCACCUCGUUCGCACUGACAUGUGUCCACGUAAAGAGUGAAGAGGAUGAAGGUCCGUCUUCGCAGCUUCAUCGCAGUCAAAGUGAGGAGACGUUGGGUCAACACGUCACUACGCACGAACAGCGUGGAGGCCUGCGCUCGCCACCGGGCAGCAUCGCUCGAAUAUCGGAUAUGGACGACGUGACGUCACACUCUUCUGACACGGAUCGCGGCGACCGCACCAAAGAGCCUUCGAAGACUAAUACGAACGCUGAAGGUGAUCUGAGGCGUCGCGCCGACAGCAAGCACUCGCACUGCUCCGAAUGUGGGAAAACGUUUGUCCACAAAGGAGCUUUUACCAGACACAUGCGAACGCACAGCGGCGAGAAACCUUUCAAGUGUGCCGUUUGCGCCAAAGGCUUCUCUUUGAAGGCCAACAUGAAAAGACACAUGGCGAUACAUCACGAGCUGAGCGGCGGCUCCGCCCGACACGGGACAAGCGUUCAGUUCGGCUGCUCCGUAUGCGGGAAAACGUUUGGCCAGAAGGAGCAUCUGAUCGCGCACAUGAAAGCGCACAGCGCCGAGAAACCUUUCAACUGUGCCGUUUGCGCCAAAGGCUUCUCCUGGAAGGCCAACAUGAAAAAACACGUGGCGAGACAUCACGAGCUGAGCGGCGGCUCGACGCAGCACGCGACAAGCGUUCGGUUCGGCUGCCCCGAAUGCGGGAAAACGUUUGGCCAGAAGAGCAAUCUGAUCACGCACAUGAAAACGCACACCGGCGAGAAACCUUUCGCUUGUUCGUAUUGCGACAGAAGAUUCCACACGAAGCUUCACGUGAAGAGACACACGGCCAUUCACACCGGCGAGAAACCGUUCUCCUGUUCGUUCUGCGGGAAAAGUUUCCGAGAGAAGUACGACAUGAUGAAUCACACCAGACUGCACACCGGCGAGAAACCUUUCCCCUGCUCCGUUUGCGCUAAAGGUUUCUCUCGCAGGUCGUAUCUCAGAAUACACAUGAGAAGUCAUGCUGGGGAGAACGUUUUAACCUGCAGCAGCUCCAGUCGACACGUGACAACAGAAGCUGAUGGGGGACACUGCGGAGAUCGCCGCUCACAAGACGAUAACUUUGUUCCUCUGUCAGAUAUGGACAACAUGAUGUCACACUCGUCGGACACUGAUCACGCCCGCAGCCACAGACAUCUUAUACCAUAACGCCUUGGCCCGUUGCUGUGAUACAGCAGCUAAUCCGCCAUAUUGGAUGGGGCAGAUCUGCUUGUAAACAAAUGCAAGUUAACGGACAUGAGCUUUCAAAAAGCGACAAUCUACUCACAGCCGACAUACACGCUUAAAUGGGUCAUUUUUAUAUGAUUUGAUCAUUACUGGUAUUUUAUAAAUAUAUAAUAAUAAUAAAACUAAAUGAGCACUGCACUUUUUGUGCUAUAUCUGAAAUGGCCAAAGAUGGCGCAAAAGCCCUGUCGAAAUAGGAAUCGGUGUCAAGGAAGUACUGUAUGCUGAAGCGAUACACCUUGACUGAGUGACUAGCUCUUUAUGUCGGGGAAGAGCUAAGUUUAGCCUGGGUUGUUAGUGAAAGUUACAGUCGACAUGAAAAGUCUACACACCCCUGUUGUACAUGUUGUAAGAUGUGACGACUAGCACUCAAACUGUCGAUUUUUUGAUGUCCACCAUAAAUGUGCACUUCAUUUGCAUUUUCUUUUUUUAAACAAAUAAUCUGUAAGCCAUUUCUUUUUCAGUGUAAUGUUGUAUGAUGAGGUUGAAUAUAUAUUAAAGUGUUUUGGAUAAUUGUUUUUACGGUUUAAACUAUUA
This is a messenger RNA of Phycodurus eques (leafy seadragon), 2218 nucleotides long. Its product is annotated as gastrula zinc finger protein XlCGF57.1-like. The coding region runs from base 59 to 1606 and encodes 515 amino acids. The record is from RefSeq and is a predicted model, not a curated record. Lineage: Eukaryota; Metazoa; Chordata; Actinopteri; Syngnathiformes; Syngnathidae. The transcript has 2 exons. Gene Ontology annotation, biological process: regulation of immune system process; regulation of cytokine production; negative regulation of transcription by RNA polymerase II.